AUCAUCCUUCCAGUAUCCUAAAUAGAUGGACAAACACUAGCUAGUGACCUCUAAGUGCACAAGUACUAAUUUGGCCUAAUUUAAAAUACUCACCAUUUCAUUUCUCUGCUUAGAUGGCAAGGUCUCAUUUUCUUCUACAUUCUCCUAAUCAAAUGAAGUAGGCGAGGACAACCGCCCUUUGACAAGAAAUUUGUGGACGUCCGGUAACAAGUAAAUGAUGGAAAAACUAACGGCACUAUGGCAGAUGUGGCUUGUUGUGAGGUGACUGGUGGAGUGUAAUUUUAGUAUUUGGACAUGGUUAAUUAAUUCCAACAGUUUUUGCGGGCAGUUGAAAGCAAGAAAUGGGGAGCCUCUGAGAGCCCUAUUUUUUCGUCCAAAUAGUAACCUUUUAGGGAUACUGACACGUCACACGUAUAGGUGAAGUAUUAUUUGUACACGAUUUUGAAAGCCCCAUCUUUACUCUCUACCUCUGCAAAAAACAAUACGUGAAGGCAAAGCUUUUCUGUUCGAGGAAAUGGCAAGCACGGAGGAAGCAAAUGGAAUUGCAGACGGCUCUGAUCAGACAUCUCCGGCUGCCGACGUAGAUAAAGAUUUGAAUCCUGACCGGAACAAGGAUUUUGAGUUUGAUCCCAUUUCGUCCCAAGUGGCAACCUCAAACGAGAUUAAGGAGCAAAGUGAAGCGGCGAAAAAGAAAGAGAGGGAAAAGAAGGAUGUGCUGCAAACGCUCAAGUCUGCCAUUAUUGUUUCUGGGAUCAUCGUCGCUGUGGCCGGGGCUGUCUUUGCCAUAACUAAGAAAUUGAAAGAGAAAUGAAGCUUACAAUUGGAUGCUAGUGAACUAAUUGGCAUUCUUCUCAAGUUUUGUCGCUGUUUAUUAUUAUAUUAUAAUUAUCUUUUUUCAUUUCAUUUUUCUUGGUAAUCGCUAUAUCCAUACAGACAUUCUUGUACUAGAUUAAUGAUUUCAGUGGAAGUUUGAAAAAACAUGCAGCUAAUACUACUACUUCAUUGUUAACUGCAUUGUUGUAAUACUAGUACAUAAAUAUUCUCGGUAAAUACGAAG
This is a messenger RNA of Cornus florida, 1057 nucleotides long. RefSeq lists its product as uncharacterized. Lineage: Eukaryota; Viridiplantae; Streptophyta; Magnoliopsida; Cornales; Cornaceae. The coding region runs from base 515 to 811 and encodes 98 amino acids. The transcript has 2 exons. The record is from RefSeq and is a predicted model, not a curated record.